Messenger RNA from Myodes glareolus (Bank vole), 4706 nucleotides. RefSeq names its product prolactin releasing hormone receptor (gene Prlhr). Gene Ontology annotation, cellular component: plasma membrane; neuron projection. Gene Ontology annotation, molecular function: neuropeptide Y receptor activity; neuropeptide binding. NCBI's taxonomy places the organism in Eukaryota, Metazoa, Chordata, Mammalia, Rodentia, Cricetidae. The record is from RefSeq and is a predicted model, not a curated record. Gene Ontology annotation, biological process: G protein-coupled receptor signaling pathway.
AGGAGCUCCCAGACCCCUCAAAAGCUGCUGGCCCACUAGGUACUCCUGGAUCCAUUAGUAGAAGAGAGCAGCUCGAGUGGCCAUCUGGGCUGAGGACUCCCGAGGGAUAGCAGGCAGUCUGCGCCUGCCUUUGAGAGCCUUUUCCUGCCAGCCAAGCCAGCUCACAGGUGGCCAUGACCUCACUGCCCACUGGAGCCCCCGGGGACCCCGAUUUGUUUUCUGGGCUGCCGCCAGCCGGCUCCACUCCAACCAACCAGAGCGCAGAGGCCUCGGAGGGCAACGGGUCGGUGACAGCCCCCCGCGCUGCAGCAGUCACGCCCUUCCAGAGCCUGCAGCUGGUGCACCAGCUGAAGGGGCUGAUCGUGACGCUGUACAGCAUUGUGGUGGUCGUGGGGCUGGUGGGCAACUGCCUGCUUGUGCUGGUGAUCGCGCGCGUGCGCCGGCUGCACAAUGUGACCAACUUCCUCAUCGGCAACCUGGCCUUGUCCGACGUGCUCAUGUGCGCCGCCUGCGUGCCGCUCACCCUGGCCUAUGCCUUUGAGCCUCGCGGCUGGGUGUUCGGUGGAGGCCUGUGCCAUCUGGUUUUCUUCCUGCAGCCGGUCACCGUCUACGUAUCGGUGUUCACACUCACCACAAUUGCUUUGGACCGCUAUGUCGUUCUGGUGCACCCGCUACGCCGGCGCAUCUCACUGAAGCUCAGCGCCUACGCUGUGCUGGGCAUCUGGGCGCUAUCCGCGGUGCUGGCGUUGCCGGCCGCAGUGCACACCUACCAUGUGGAGCUCAAGCCCCACGACGUACGCCUCUGCGAGGAGUUCUGGGGCUCACAGGAGCGCCAGCGCCAGCUCUAUGCCUGGGGGCUGCUGUUGGGCACCUAUUUGCUCCCCCUGCUGGCCAUUCUCCUGUCCUACGUCCGAGUGUCGGUGAAGCUGAGGAACCGCGUUGUGCCUGGCAGCGUGACCCAGAGUCAAGCUGACUGGGACCGGGCGCGUCGCCGCCGCACCUUCUGUCUGCUGGUGGUGGUGGUAGUGGUGUUUGCCGUGUGCUGGCUGCCGCUGCACAUCUUCAACCUGCUUCGGGACCUGGACCCUCGUGCCAUUGACCCCUACGCUUUCGGGCUGGUGCAGCUCCUCUGCCACUGGCUCGCCAUGAGCUCCGCCUGCUACAACCCCUUCAUCUACGCCUGGCUGCAUGACAGCUUCAGAGAGGAGCUGCGCAAAAUGCUGCUCUCCUGGCCUCGAAAAAUUGUGCCCCAUGGCCAGAGCAUGACCGUCAGCGUGAUCAUCUGAUGUCACCCUGUCAGUCCUGAGCUGGAGGGCUUCAUAUCCCUUAGCCCAACAUGAGACCUAAUUCCCAGCACCAGAGUUAAGCCAACACAGUGCGAAAUUUGCACCCAGUCUUCUUGUCUAGCUGUCUGUCUGGUUUUUGUGUUUCUGUAAAAUGUUAGGUGAUCUUUGGAGUAGAAGAGUCUGGGGAGAGAGAAACAGAUUUAUCAAUUCUUCCUUCGGCUCCUGAAAGCAAAACCCAGCUAUUUCUCUGGGUUCAGAAAAAUAAUUCAGAAGCAAGUUUUUCUUUUUCUUUUUCCUUCCAUGUUUAUUCUGUGGGUGAGAUUUAAAUGCGAUGCUGGGGUUGGUGAAGAUAUUCAGCUUAUCUUUUUGAAAGGCCCCAGCUGAGAUAUAAUGACAGAUUGUUUUGCCAACCUGAGCCUUGGAGUCUAUUAUUUCAGAUAAUUAUAUAUCCCAAAUCAGUUUCUAGGAUUUCAACAUUUCCUGAAUAAGACCUUUAUGCUCCAAAAGAUUAUCAAUUUUUAAACCAUUCAGAUUUCUAGUAUAAAAUCCAGUUUCAAGUUCUCUUUCAGGAGGUGCUGUCUUUGUCUCCCUUCUGACUCCUCAGCUACUAUAGUGAAAGGAUGAAGGAAGCAGGUCAUUUGGUAGAGAGCUUGCCGAGCCCUGGGUUCAGUUGCUGCAUAACAGGGUGUGAUGGUGCAUGUCUGCGAGCCCAAAGCUCAGGAGAUGGAAGAAGAAGGCCCAGGAGGUUAUGGUCAUCCUGGGUUAUAUAGUGAAUUUGAGACCGUACAGACAUCGUGCGCGCGCGCACGCGUGUGUGUGUGUGUGUGUGUGUGUGUGUUGUUUACCACAAUACAGAAACUCAAAUGUUUGGCUUUGUGAAUGCUCAGUGCAAACUGUGUGCCUCAGCAUUCUCCUGCAGCCUCUAAUUGCUGAAUUUCAACUGAUCAACAGCUGCCAUCUGACUGCUCAGCACCUGUUCCCUGGAGACUCUUGCAACAUAUCAGCCCAGACGCCAAGGGCUGGAAAAAAAUUACUUAAGGAUAGCACAGAAAAAUAAACUCUUAUCCACAAGAUGCAUAGUUCAAAUGCUAAUCCCUUUCAGGGUUGUGGAAACAGAUGAAGACUGCUGGGCAUGAACCUGGGUUGGUGAUCAGCACAUUGACCUCCCGAGAGUUUUGCUAAUGAGUAAUGUGUCUGGGACAAGGGCUUCAACAAUGUCUGCUGGGGUGGUGAGAGAAGGGGCUUUGGGAAAGAAUACGUAGAAUCCUGCUAUUAACCUAGACUCUGUAAAUUGUAUGGCAGGAACGAGUGUCUGUAAAAAGCCUGUGAGGUUCUCGUGCUUCUCCAGCAAGGUUUCCUCUCCUCUUCUAUUACUGUUGGAAAGAGACUUGCUCGUUUAUCAGAAUGCUGUACAAGAGGAGGUGUGGUGCUAAAAUGAAAAGGCUUAAACAACUAGGGUCACACCUACAGCAAGAAUAUUUGCUCCUGAGCCAGGCAGUUCUAGAAGUCUUUAGUAGCUACUUAGCUACAUCCCAUAGACCAGGGAAAUGAUGUUCAGAGAAAAGCUGGAGCAGGUUAAAACUGGGAGAUGGUAACUACCUCUGGCGGUAGCACCUAACUGACUUGGAGCUUCAUCUAAAGGCUGGAGCAUGGAGAACCUAUAUUCUAGCAAUGCAGUCCAUCAUUAGAACUGUACUGUUACAGACAACAAUGGUAUUUGCUAGGCACCCAGAGAUGGACUUUUGUGCUUCCUGUGGAGGCUCAGAGCCAGGUCAGCUUUUGAUGAGCACAAGUGGAGAGAACAGGAAAUGGAGGAAGAGGUGCGAUUAGUUAGGGGGAGAUGUAGUUGAUUUUGGUCUUUUUGUUGAAAUGGAUGGCUGCUCUUAGAAUUCCCAAGGUUUUUAGAAAUCCAAACCAAACCAAACAAAUUACAUGGAUGCCUAACCCUUGUUAAUACCUCUUUCCCAAAAUUUAAUCGACUUGAGAUGGGGUCUACAGUCUGCAUUUUUCAAAACACUUCUGGAAAUUUUAAUGUGCAGCCUAGGUACAGUAGCUUAAGAAAGGCUAUUUUUCUAGUGCUGCUCAGAAAUGCCCUUGUGAGUCUUCAUUUGUACCUACCGAAGCUGUUAAGAAUCUGUCCUUGAAUUUGACAGUGAGUUAUGCACCACAGCUGAAUACUCCACCAGUCUUCAACAGCACCUGAUCUAUCCACUUUAGAGAACAAUCCUCAUGAUUAGAAUAUUUGGCCACUCACCCAGCAAUUCUUUUCCAUCAGUUCCUGUGUAUCCCGUCAGUUUAGAAGGAACAUUAUUCAGUUUUAGUUGAACUGCUUAUAAAGUUACCCAUCAUGAACUAGUCCAAAACUUCACUGUCAGGGUGUUAAAAAAAUAAAUAAAACGUUCCCUUAUUAUUGUAAGACCACACGAACUGUGAGAAGAAAGUGUCCCUCUUAAUGAUCACCACCAGUUUGUAAUGCAGUGAUUUAGGUGAAAAUUUUAAACAUUUGCAGUUUUCUGGGGACCCUAAAGAGGGUGUUGAAUCAGGCUACACUUAUAAGUAUCUUUGCAAAUUGUGAAAUUGGCAGCUGAACAGCAACUAAUUAAUUGUUACUAGUUGUGACAUCUAUUUGGAAGUAGUUUGCCAAACAAACUGACUUGUGAAAACAUCUCUUAGAGAUGGUUUCAGGGAACUAUGUAUAGGCUUAUACAUAGAAGUUGUAUUUCAUAAUUUGUUUCUGGUUAGUAUCAAGUGCCCGAGACAAGUAACCAGGUUUACUUCUGCAGGAAAUGAGUCAAGAGCAAAGCUGGGAACCAAGCCAGCUUGGAACUCGGCAGCAGCCUCCUUUCCCAAGGCUGACAGGAGGCUCUGUAAUCCUUUUUUGCAAGCAUUGUCAACAGGCCUCACUUUUGGCAUGUGAUUAAUAGAUUUAUCUCACCAAAUCAACAGAGGAGUAUUUCAAUAUGUGUUGGCGGUAGUGACCUAGGAGUAGCAACCAUAGGUGACGCUGAAGUAAACAAUAUUCCAACUGAUGUAACCUUUUUUGAGCUUCUGCCUAAUGGAUUUCAGGCUGCUCUCUUUGCGAGGGCAGCUCAUUUUCAGGUUUAUUUUCUCUGUGAACUAUUCAACCAUCUUUGGUCUGCAUUCCUGAUCGUCCAGUAGUGUUUUAGAUGCAAGGCCAGGAACUGACCUCAAAGGCACCCGUGUAAGAGCAUAACUUGACGGUGAAUGGACUCACUGUUCAUCACUCCCAGAGAAAGGUUGGGAGUGCCUGUGUUCCCCAAGGCAUGUCUGUAAUGGAUUCAUGACCACACAUUGAUUUCUUUACUAUGUGUGUAAGAUGUUUUUGUUUCUGAGUCAGUGUGGAGACUUCUCAGGCUGGGGCUUGUAGUGUGUUUGACAUAAUAAAUAUUACAUUGGUUG